Molecule: messenger RNA, 5779 nt
Organism: Bacillus rossius redtenbacheri
Lineage: Eukaryota; Metazoa; Arthropoda; Insecta; Phasmatodea; Bacillidae
Gene: Cul4
Product: cullin-4A
Exons: 13
Coding region: 189-2582 (797 amino acids)
Biological process (GO): DNA damage response; ubiquitin-dependent protein catabolic process; protein ubiquitination
Cellular component (GO): Cul4-RING E3 ubiquitin ligase complex
Molecular function (GO): ubiquitin protein ligase binding
Source: RefSeq, a predicted model, not a curated record
AUGCGAUUUUUUAAUAGGGAAAACAGGAAUGAGGUUGUUGGCAGUUAUGAUAAGUUGCAAAGUAAUAAAGGAUUAUUGUGUUAAAGAAAAGUUGGAAGUUUUAUUUGUGUUGUUAAAAUGUAUAUUCUAGUCAUGAGUAUUUAAAAGUUAAUUUUAAAGUAGGGAACAAGGUUUUCAAAGAACUGUAGAUGCUAGCUAUGUCAAGAGUUACUGAGAGUAAUGUUUAUGAGAAUGAAAAUUUAGAUGAACGUCUGAGUGCUAAGAACGGAAGGAUUCUUUCAGACUGUGAGAAUAGCGUUUCAAAAAGAAUCAAAAUCGACAUGAUUGACGAUUCAGAUAGUGCUUUAAAAAGAACAAACUUUUCCGCCCACGAACCAAACAAAGGUGUGAUAGUACAUGCAAAGCCUGGAGUUGCCAGAAAGUUGGUGAUAAAAAAUUUCAAAGAUAAACCUAAACUUCCUGAUAACUUUGAAGAGAAGACGCGUGAGAAGUUGAAAGAUGCAGUAAUGGCUAUUUUGAAGUCCAAACCAAUUCGCUACAGCCUAGAGGAGCUGUACCAAGCAGUAGAAAACAUGUGCAAUCACAAGAUGGGGUCUGCGUUGUACACAAACCUAGCAGGUCUCAUAAAGAGCCACGUGAAGUGCAGCUUCAAGCAGUUCCAGUCGGAGGCAAUGGACCACCAGGUGUUCCUCCAGAAGAUGAACGCCUGUUGGAAGAGCCACUGCCAGCAGAUGAUAAUGAUUCGCAGCAUCUUCCUCUAUCUGGACCGAACCUACAUCCUGCAGUCUCCUGCCAUUCCUUCAAUUUGGGACACUGGCCUGAACCUGUUCCGGAUCUACGUGCGCCUCAACGAGACGGUGGAGACGCGCACCGUGGACGGCCUGCUGAUGCUGAUAGAGAAGGAGCGGCAGGGAGACGCCGUGGACCGCACGCUGCUCAAGUCGCUGCUCCGGAUGCUGUCGGACCUCGGGAUCUACACGGACGCCUUCGAGCACAGGUUCCUGAUGGCCACCAAGAUGAUGUACGCGUCGGAGAGCCAGCGCCUGAUGCAGGAGCUGGACGUGCCGGAGUACCUGGCGCACGUCGACAAGAGACUGCAGGAGGAGAACGACAGACUGCUCCACUACUUGGACAAGCAGACCAGGCGCCCGCUCGUCAGCGCGGUGGAGGAGAAGCUGGUGGCAGACCACCUCACCAACAUCCUGCAGAAGGGCCUCGACGCGCUGCUGGACGAGAACCGCAUCGCUGACCUGACGCUGCUGUACGGCCUGGCGAGCCGCGUGCAGAACGGCGUGGCGGAGCUGUGCGCCAGCUUCAACGCCCACAUCAAGCGCACGGGCCGCACCAUCGUGAUCGACCCGGAGAAGGACCGCACCAUGGUGCAGGAGCUGCUCGACUUCAAGGACACCAACGACCACAUCGUCCAGAGGUGCUUCCAGAACAACAAGAAGUUCGCCAACAGUCUGAAGGAGGCGUUCGAGCACUUCAUCAACCUCCGCGUCAACACGCCCGCGGAGCUCAUAGCAAAGUUUGUCGACUUGAAACUCCGGGCAGGAAACAAAGAGUCCACGGAAGAGGAAUUAGAAAAAUUGUUGGAUAAGAUAAUGGUUCUGUUCCGCUUCAUUCAUGGGAAGGAUGUGUUUGAGGCAUUCUACAAAAAAGACCUGGCCAAGCGGCUGCUGGUGGGCAAGUCCGCGAGCGUGGACGCCGAGAAGAGCAUGCUGUCCAAGCUGAAGCAGGAGUGUGGCGGGGGCUUCACCUCCAAGCUGGAGGGCAUGUUCAAGGACAUGGAGCUCAGCAAGGACAUCAACAUAGCCUUCAAGCAGCACGCAAGCCACACCCGGCACCCGGAGCUGUCCAGCAUCGACCUGACGGUGAACAUCCUGACGAUGGGCUACUGGCCGUCGUACCCGGCCAUGGACGUGACGCUGCCCGCGGAGAUGGUGCGCUACCAGGACAUCUUCACGCGCUUCUACCUGGACAAGCACAGCGGUCGCAAGCUGCAGUGGCAGCCCACGCUGGGCCACUGCGUGCUCAAGGCGUCCUUCCCGAACGGUAAAAAGGAGCUGAUGGUGUCAUUGUUCCAAGCUUUAGUGCUCCUGCCAUUUAACGAGUCUGACGAGUUGACGUUUGCCCUGCUGAAAGCAAUUACAAACAUCGAGGAUGACGAACUGAGACGGACUCUGCAGUCGCUGGCUUGCGGCAAAGCCAGGGUGCUCCAGAAAACUCCUCGCGGGCGAGACGUGGCCGACUCGGACAAGUUCCUGUUCAACAAGGAGUUCACGAACAAGCUGUUCAGGAUCAAGAUAAACCAGAUACAGAUGAAAGAAACGACGGAGGAGCAGAAGGCUACCGAGGAGAGGGUGUACCAGGACAGGCAGUACCAGAUCGAUGCCACAAUUGUCCGUAUCAUGAAGAUGAGGAAGUCUCUGUCCCACAACCUGCUGAUCAGCGAGCUCUACAACCAGCUUAAAUUUCCUGUUAAGCCAUCUGAUUUGAAGAAGCGCAUUGAAUCGCUGAUUGAGAGGGAUUACAUGGAUCGGGACAAGGACGAUUCCAAUCAGUACAAUUAUGUUGCAUAAUCAGUAAAUCUGUUUGAAUUCUUAAUAACCUUAUGAAGCAAAAGAACUACAGUAGGUCAGAAAUUAUUGAUUUAUAAUGCUUCUUGCGAAGAUACUUUUGUUGUUCAAUUUUGUAGAUAGCUGUGUUUUCGAGUAAGUUUUUUUUUUCUUCUGCAAAACAAAGAUUUUCAUAGGUGAAAUUGUAUCUGGUUUAACUGUUAACAACAACAUAAUAUCAGGUACUUUGUUUUAAUGUUAUUGACAUUGGUAUAAAAUUUCAAUUAUUUAAAAUUAGAAUGAAUUAUAACUAUUGUACCUAAAGAUUGGAUAUUACGUUUCAAGUUCUGUGGUUGCUAUAAUUAUAGAAUUUGUUGUUAGCAUGAUUAUGUUCAGAGUUGUGUAAAUAUAUUUUUUUUUCAUGUAUCUUCCUGUAUUUUGAAACAUACCAUGUGUGUCUUAUUUAGAUCUGUGUCUGCUUUAACAUGUACAUAGACAAUCAGCUAUCACUGUUUUUAGCAUGUGGAAAGUUAUUUAACAACUUUAAAUUUAAUAUGUUGUGUGGUUUUUUAACAUUGGAAAGUGUUUUAAAGAUUUUUUUUAAAAGAACAAGUUAGUGGUCAAAAUAUUUGUCGUUCCCUGUUCUGUUUGCAGUAUCUGGUUAUCCAUAUGUGAAGAAAGUUUCUCACUUCUAGUUUUUUUUAUUUGGUAACGUGGUGGUUGCAAGCGUUUCAGGUUCAAUAUAUAUCUUAGUUGUGAAUUUUUGCACCAAGUGUUCCAGAACUCACCAUAAUCUCAGGAGUCCCAUCACUUUAGCCCUCUGUGCAUAGUCGUGAUGUGUAAAAAUUCUGCCUUGAAGUUUACCUUCAGUCUUCUAUGUUUUGGUUACUACCUAAUCUGUUUAACUAUUUGUUACAAAUUUUAGUUAGUUUUUUAAAUUUAUUUUUCUCUGAUUUAUUUAUUUUUAAAGCGAAAGGAUGAUGACUAUUUGUCAAACCUAACUGGUUAAAAAAAAUUUAUAGUGAGAAAAAUUGAAAUUGCUUCUACACGUGUCCUGGCCUGUGUUCGUUAAUGUUAAAGUCUUUUUUAUUUAUUUUUUGUAAUCAAAUUGCAUUAUAUUGUGUGUGGGCUAAUAUUCCUUUGAUAUUCGUUAAGUGUUUUCUGUUCAGAUACGUACAUAGUUUUACAGAAUACAUUUUGAGGAAACUGAAACUGGCAUGAUGCUAAAGCAUUCUGUAUUUUUUUUUAUCAACACAAGCAUCUUGCAUCUUCUAGUUUUUUUUGCUUUUUGCUACCCUGCUUAUACCAGAUUCAGUUUACACCAGUUUACUUAGCCGAAAUCUCCUUAAGAGAAUAAUGAACUAUAGCUGGGCGGGAUCCCGGUCAUUUCAGAAUGUUUUGGGAAAAACUGGGAAUGUGUAUUUCCCAAAAUGUCUUGUCAGGAAAUUACUUUUCCCUUAUUCCAAAAUUUAUUGUAGUAGUAUACAUGUCCAUUUUGCAUUUUCCAAACUUGUUAACAAACUAUUGUCAAAAAAAAGCACUGCACUCAAACCUAAUCGACACGUGAUCGAAAAACACACCAUUUUUAGCAGUAAAAAAAUAUUUGAUGCAAAAAAAUAUUCACAGGCACAAUCUUAAACAAGCACUUUAUGCAGCAUUUUAAACAUAACCAAAUAUAAUCAGUUAUUUUACUACCGCCGUGAAAUGGUAGCAGAAAAAAAUCUCAUCCGCAGUUGAAAAUACAGAUUUUAAACACAUUAAUAGCGUGAUAAACUGUUAUUUGAAUGUUUUCGUAUCAUAUACUACUUAAUGGUAUCUGAAAAAAAUAAACAAAAUUGUGUUCGACCAUGGACUACGUAAACGAAAACACAGGAACUGUUGUGCUAUGGACUUAAUGUGAACACAGCAAUUGAAAGGAUGUUUUAAUCAAUAGUUGUGAUAAGUCUGCCACCAUAUUCGCACAUCAGUAGCUUACUUGCUGCAUUUAUUUAUGAGACUUUAUACAUAGUGACUUGCACUUUGAAAACAACAUAACUAUUGUAAACGUAAAUAAAAGUUUUAGAAUCAAGAGUAAAUUCAUUGUUAAUAUGUUUAUAAUAUGUACGGAUGAGUAUGUGGGCAUCGUAAAUAUCUAUAUAAAAAAAAUGAAUAUUUUAAGUUAAAUGUGUAAAUAUGAGCUAAUUUAAUCACUAUUUCGCAAAUUAGGCUUUUUGUUUUAAUGUUAACCUUAUUUUGUGGUAUAUUACAGUCUUUGAAAAAUAGCUGCCUCUAUAAUUGUAUAACCACUAGGUUUUGGCCUACACAAUUAAAAAGGAUAUUUUUCCUUGAAAAUAAUAUGGACAUUUUUGAAAUUUGUAACACAGAUGAUUAUGAUUACCCAUCCCACACCAUUUCCCUCUUUGAAUUUUUUUUUUAAUGUAAUUUUUCCUAGCCAUAAAUUUUUUAUCCCGCCCAGCUGUGCAAUAAAAUAAUUUUUCGGUUGCCUACCAAUCUAUCUACACAAUGGAUAUUAUAUCAAUCUUGAGUGGGAAAUUUUUUUCUCUCUUUUAUUAUGUACAUAUACAAUGAAACCUUUUUAAUACAAAGCAAUUUUUUUCUAGAAAUAAUUUUUAUUUUUGUGUUAUGAUUUAUAAAUUUUUAUGGAAAUAAGUUUACUGGUUAGUUUUUGUGUUUUGUUGUGUUUAUAUGGUAAGUUGAUACCAUUACACAUGUUAUGUCGAAGCCAAUACUAAACCAUCUAAUAUUUCAGAUGUUACAAUCAAGUUGUCAUUAAUGGCAUACAAUUAUAGGCUCUACGUAAAAUGUUUUCUAUCCUGCAGUGUUGGCAUUUCUUAGUUUUUAUUUUUUUAUCGGAAAAUUAACCAAGCACAUUUUUCAUACACAAAUAUAAAUUUGUUUUUGCAAUACAUAGUUUUAAAUUGUUAAAAACUGAUCAAUUUUAUAAUGUAGUCUAGUUCUUUAGGCAUCAUGUAUGUGAUACCGUUUAUUGUUUACUCUAAAUUAAUUAAGUCUUAAUUAAGUUAAUUAAGUGUUAUUUAGUCUUAGAUUCAGUCAAUAGCAUUUAUAGUUUGGCUUUUACCAUUAAAAAGAAACAGAGAUUUUCCACCGAAAUGCAUGCAGAGUUUCCAUGGAAAACAUUUAAUCCUAAAACUCUUGAGUUUUUAUAUUAUUUUUGUUUUUUUUUAAGUAUAUAUAAUGUAGAUUAAAAACUUUUACACCUA